This is a messenger RNA of Raphanus sativus (radish), 578 nucleotides long. RefSeq lists its product as uncharacterized. Bases 77 to 448 code for a protein of 123 amino acids. The record is from RefSeq and is a predicted model, not a curated record. The transcript has a single exon. NCBI's taxonomy places the organism in Eukaryota, Viridiplantae, Streptophyta, Magnoliopsida, Brassicales, Brassicaceae.
UAAAAAUGAAACACGUCUUUAUUAAGAAAUCGUUCAUUAACAUAUAAAAACCAUCAAGAAUUUCUUCAAGAACGAGAUGAACGACCGCAAAAUUUUACUCCAAAGAGGAAUGGAAGAAGAAAAUCAAGCAAGGAAACCCAUCUCCGCUUCGUCUACAAGGUCUCAAGUCGUAGUCGCAAACGCAAACGCAGCUGUAACUGGUCCGUCCGAAGUAGCUUUGAACGUUUGUUGCUUCUGCGUCUAUUGUCCUCUUUGCGUUCUCUGGUGCUGCAUCAAACAGCCUUGUACAAUCGGAUGGCGAGCUAUCCUAAGAGUUAAACGCCAAUUUAGCGGUUGUGGCGUUUGCGGCAGAAGCUUAAGCAGGAGGGUUAAAGCAGCAGAUUAUUCGUCGUUUUCGGAUAUUGAUUCAGAUGAUGUGAAUUGCAAAGCUCAUAGUUGCCCAAAAUGAAAAGGCUGAUUAUAAACUUUUAGUGACUUUCGUAUAUUUUUAUUUUCCAAAAUUUAUCAUGCCUUUUUCUUUAAUUUGCGACUUGAUUGUCUAUAAACGUGGACGCAAAACGCUGGAGUUGACUUCUUAA